CCUCGAGGACAACCAAGUGGCCCACCCUCAGGACCCUCACCACCCGUCAGAGAAGCCUGUCAUUCACUGCCACAAAUGUGGGGAACCGUGCAAGGGUGAAGUGCUUCGGGUCCAGACCAAACAUUUCCACAUCAAAUGUUUCACCUGCAAAGUGUGCGGCUGCGACCUGGCCCAAGGGGGCUUCUUCAUAAAGAACGGAGAGUAUCUGUGCACCCUGGACUACCAGAGGAUGUAUGGAACCCGCUGCCACGGCUGCGGGGAGUUCGUGGAAGGAGAGGUGGUGACCGCCCUGGGCAAGACCUACCAUCCCAACUGCUUUGCUUGUACGAUCUGCAAGCGCCCGUUUCCACCCGGAGACCGAGUCACAUUCAAUGGGAGAGACUGCCUUUGCCAACUCUGUGCACAGCCGAUGUCUUCCAGCCCUAAAGAAGCCUCCUGCUCCGGCAAUUGUGCUGGCUGUGGACGAGAUAUCAAGAACGGGCAAGCACUGCUGGCGCUGGAAAAGCAGUGGCACUUGGGUUGCUUUAAAUGCAAGUCCUGCGGGAAGGUCCUCACCGGGGAGUACAUCAGCAAGGAUGGUGCUCCGUAUUGUGAAAAGGACUACCAGGGGCUCUUCGGGGUGAAAUGUGAAGCCUGCCACCAGUUCAUCACAGGGAAAGUCCUGGAGGCGGGAGACAAACAUUACCACCCUAGCUGUGCACGAUGCAGCAGAUGCAACCAAAUGUUCACAGAAGGAGAGGAAAUGUAUCUUCAAGGUUCUACCGUUUGGCAUCCCGACUGUAAACAAUCUACCAAGACCGAGGAAAAGCUUCGGCCACCCAACAUCCGUCGUCCUCCGUCUGAUUUCUUUUAUCCCAAAAGUCUGAUUCGACGCCCAGGACGGUCCCUGUCUCUGCAGCCUACCAGGACUUCCUCCGAAAGCAUUUAUUCUAGACCAGGCUCCAGUAUCCCUGGCUCCCCAGGUCAUACUAUCUAUGCAAAAGUGGACAAUGAAAUCCUGGAUUACAAGGAUUUAGCAGCCAUUCCCAAGGUCAAGGCAAUUUAUGACAUUGAACGUCCAGAUCUUAUUACCUAUGAGCCUUUCUACUCUUCGGGCUAUGAUGACAAACAGGAGAGGCAGAGCCUGGGAGAGUCUCCAAGGACUUUGUCUCCUACCCCAUCAGCAGAAGGGUACCAGGACGGGCGGGACCGGAUGAUGCACCGCUCCACCAGCCAGGGCUCCAUCAACUCCCCUGUGUACAGCCGCCACAGCUACACUCCAACCACGUCUCGCUCUCCCCAGCAUUUUCACAGACCUGGCAAUGAGCCGUCCAGCGGCCGGAACUCCCCUCUCCCUUACCGGCCAGACAGCCGCCCUCUCACUCCAACUUACGCUCAGGCCCCUAAACAUUUCCAUGUUCCAGAUCAAGGGAUCAACAUUUACCGAAAACCACCCAUCUACAAACAGCAUGAUGCAGCUGCCUUGGCAGCCCAGAGCAAGUCUUCAGAAGACAUCAUCAAGUUUUCCAAGUUCCCAGCAGCCCAGGCUCCAGACCCCAGCGAGAUACCAAAGAUUGAGACGGACCACUGGCCUGGUCCCCCCUCACUUGCCGCCGUAGGAGCUGACAUGAGACGCAGAUCUAGUGGCAGAGAGGAAGAUGAUGAGGAGCUUCUGAGACGCCGGCAGCUUCAAGAGGAGCAAUUAAUGAAGCUCAACUCGGGCCUGGGCCAGUUGAUACUGAAAGAAGAGAUGGAGAAGGAGCGGGAGAGCCGGGAGAGGGCCUCCCUAGCUGCCAGUCGCUAUGAUUCUCCCAUCAACUCAGCUUCACAUGCAUCAAAAACCUCAUCUCUCCCAGGCUAUGGGAAAAACGGGCUUCACCGGCCUGUUUCUACAGACUUUGCUCAGUACAACAGCUAUGGGGACGUCAGCGGGGGAGUGCGAGACUACCAGACCCUCCCGGAUGGUCACAUGCCUGGAAUGAGGAUGGACCGAGGGGUCUCCAUGCCCAACAUGUUGGAACCAAAGAUAUUUCCAUAUGAGAUGCUGAUGGUGACCAACAGAGGGCGCAACAAAAUCCUAAGAGACGUGGACAGAACCAGGCUAGAGCGCCACUUAGCCCCAGAGGUGUUUCGGGAAGUCUUUGGAAUGUCCAUCCAGGAGUUUGACAAGUUACCUCUUUGGAGACGCAACGACAUGAAGAAAAAAGCAAAACUCUUCUGAGUCCCACAUGUUGAAAAAGCAAUUAGAAAAGGACUGCCCAUGGCGGUGACAUAGGAUGUUGUAUUAAGGCCCAAACUUGAUUGGAGAAUUUGGAAACUACUGUCCCUCAGCAGCAGCCAAAAGGGAAAACCUGAUUAAAACACCCAUGAGCCAAAUAUUGGGCCAGCCCAUGGCAACACUCGCCCAGAAGCAGUGAGGUAGAAAUGUCUGUGUUCCCACCCUCGACAGUAGUGUUCACGUGCGACCUUUUUCCAUCACCUUAUGUGCACAACAGGAGCUACUUCUUUUGUUUCCGUUCAACUGUUAUCCAACAAUAGUGCAACUGUAUGGAUAGAGUCAGCAAGUGCCCUUAGGAUGCCACAUGGACAAAAGCAGUUGUGAUACUUCCAAAGUAUGAGUAUAUUUAUUGUGCAGCGCCAUGGCUGGGCAGGAAGAGCCCAAGGGACAGACCCAUGUGGCAGCAGCCUUUGGCCCACCUUUCCUCACCGGCCUCCUGCAUCGCUGCCUGGGCUUCAGCAGGAGGGAGGAGGGAAAGCAGAGUCUGAGCCCCCUGCAGCUCUGUUUCAGUAGCCACUAAAGUCAUUUUUAACAAGCUCCUUGUUCCUUACAGUUUGCUAGGACCUGAUUGGCACAUUACUUAGCUAUUAUUAAAAAGAAAAAGGAAUUAAGAGAAAGAGAGGGAAAAGGAAUGAAUGAAAAUUCUCCUUAAACCCUUUUCUACUUCAGAAAGUGUGUUCCUCCCCACCAAGGACAGGAGCUGUCUCAGCCCCCCACACUUACAGAGAAAUGAAGGGGAGAGAUUGUCUCCACAUUGGCCCAGUUGUAUGCUGUUAGAUGAGUUUUGUCCAAAGGCCAUGGCAGUCUUAACAACAAAAACAAAAAAGUUCUGUCUCCUCCCAAUGCAAGUUCUCCCACCCAGCAUCUUCUGCUCUCUAUCUGGCAUCCUCUAAAUCACAUCAAGCCCUCGCUGAUUUUGGUUUUCUUAAAGGUCUUUUCAGUAGUAGGCUAAGGAAAGGCAUGUUUUUCUCUUUGAAAUCCCUGCAACUCCAAGGUAGAUGACCUCAAACUGAUUUAAUUUGGUCUUUUGAGCUUUCUUUCUUGCCCAGCUCUGUUGACUUCCUGGUUUGUGUGUGCGUGUGUGUGUGUGUGUUCUCACUCACCCAGGGCAGUUUGGGGAGUUUGCAUGUGCUUUUAAAUUUCAUCCCUGCUCAAAUGUUUGUCCCACUGUGCUGCAGCCCCUAAGGGACAUUUGCAAGGUACACACAAUUCAAAAGUCAAGAGUGAGGCAUCCCUGCCAGCAGGUCCCUCGUGGAAGGGUGUUGGUGGUUAGAAGCCAGCACAUUCCAUGACAGAUGUAGCUCAAGUCAGCAUCAGACUGAAGACCGCAGACCUAGGAUCAGACUCUGUGUAGACAGUGGAACAUCUCACCAGAGUCCUCAAACUCAGCAACACAAGAUUCACAUUGGAGCCGAAGAUUACACCAAAACUUGCAUUGAAGACCCCACCACAGUUCCUGAAAGCCCCUGGCUGAGACUCAGAUGGGACGUGAGUCCCAUGUAGGAGGUUGUCACAUUUAUUCUCAUGCUUUGGGGCUCUGUUUAAGAAUUUAUGCUCUAUUUUAAAGCCAAAGAAGAAAACAUUUGAAUUCACCUGUGUAUGCCGCUAUAAAAGCUCAGAAAUUCUUCGUGCUGGCACCAAGUAUUAGAAUGAGUUAGUAGCUGACACCAGUGGUAAAAAGCAAGUAGAAUAUUCUUUCUGACCUGGUACUGCAGACCUAACUUGUGACACACUCUAGCAACCGAAUACUGUAGUGAACACUCAAUUGCUUUAUAGUAUUCUUUGCUCUUCCUGAGGGAAUCUAAACUGCCUGAGCUUUGCUAGACACUGAGUGUUUGAGGACUGUUCUCACAAAUACGUGUGUGUGUGUGUGUGUGUGUGUGUGUGUGUGUGUGUGUGUGUGUGUGUGUGUGUGUGUGUGUGUGUGUGUGUGUGUGUGUGUGUGUGUGUGUGUGUGUGUGUGUGUGUGUGUGUGUGUGUGUUGGACCUACUAAUGUAGUUAGCAAAUGCUCUGGGGAGGUGGAUGUGAGACCAGCUCCUCCUUGGUCUGAAGGCAGACUGCAGCCCGCAGUUUUGGCCCUUCAUCUAUCUGUUGCCCCAUGCUGCAUUCAGUACAUCCACUGUCCCGUCUUCUCUCUGACCUCCCCUGCACGGGCAGCUGGGCACAAUGCCUUUGUGUCCUAAUCCUUGCUUCGCUCUGGCAAAGUGUGAGGGGUGGGGACCACGGUGUCGUCCCAGCAUUUCCCUGCCAUGACCAAUAACGAGGAUGGCCAAAUGGAUCCAAGGGCCCCGGCUGGAGAAGAGGUUUUUCCUGUUGGCUAAUGAGUUAUAACCCAUGUACUUCCAGGUUAAAUGUCAGUGUAAGAAAAAUUGCAAUGAUAGUUAAAGAACUGAGCCCUAAAUUUGCCCCCACUAAUGAAACUCUACUUUUCUUGUAACUUUUGAAUUCAGUUCUGCAUCCAUCUUGGGGCAAAAAAAAAAUUUCUUUCCAUAUCAAGUGUAUUAGCUAAUGUAAACUACACCAUGCAAAAAUGCCUUGCCAGAAAAUGCCAGUAGCUUCCUGGCUGCAAACAGAGCAGUGCUGUGCUCUAGGGAAGGGGCACUGGGAAUGCAGAGUGGGCUCCCCAGCAGAAGGCUUACAGCCGGAGGGAUGGGUCAAGGGGCAACCUGGUUCUUCCAGCUGCCAAAUUGAAUCAAUGGGCUAUAACACCCUAUCUGUUUUGUUGAACUGGGCUCCACGUGCUUGUCCUGAAAAUGUCCAGGUCACUACACAGGAAAUCAGCGUUCUGUGCUUGAACCCCGCCCCACAUAAAAAAUUCCAGCGUUAACAGUCAAAUUGAUGAGGAUUGUUUACUCUAGGAAAGGAAGUAUACACAUGGCAGGCUUCCCUGGUACAUACAUAAAGGGCUACAUUUUUGAACAUUGGGCUUCCUGGUGAUUCUUGAAGAACAGGCUGAUUGCAUGAAGAGCUCUCUGGAUGACCUGAAAAGUCAGUGCUUCCUUUAAAGUUUCUUCCAGAAAAGCCAGGAUACCAUUUAGUCUUCUGGUGUGAUUUAUGUUGAGAUAUAAAGAGCGUUUGGAAACUUGUCCAGCUCUCUAGGUGUCUGCAUUUCGGUUUGGGUUCGUUAUGAAACGUCCUUAAUGUGACUUCUUCAAUAGCAAAAGGUAAACUGCCCGUUCCCUGAUUCCUUGGACAGAAAAGCUAGAGACAAUGGGUAAUAAGGCGCAAAGGAAAAAAAAAGAA
Hippopotamus amphibius kiboko is the source of this 5501-nucleotide messenger RNA. It is a transcript of the gene ABLIM1, whose product is annotated as actin binding LIM protein 1. Gene Ontology annotation, cellular component: actin cytoskeleton; stress fiber. The coding region runs from base 230 to 2200 and encodes 656 amino acids. Gene Ontology annotation, biological process: lamellipodium assembly; cilium assembly; cytoskeleton organization. Gene Ontology annotation, molecular function: actin filament binding. The transcript has 24 exons. The record is from RefSeq and is a predicted model, not a curated record. NCBI's taxonomy places the organism in Eukaryota, Metazoa, Chordata, Mammalia, Artiodactyla, Hippopotamidae.